UUGGACCCCGUUAGUCUCCAGGACACUAUGACUUCAGAUGUUCGCGAGCUGAACUCGUUGCUGACCCCUCUCCCGGCUGGCCCGAGCCCUGGGUGCCCCCCUUUGCCCGUCAGCACAGCGCCGCAGUGGGCCCCGGUGCUGGACUUUCACACUGCAGCCUCACCCUACCCCUCACUGGGUGCUCCUCACAGCUCCCUUGGGACCCACUCCUUCAUCAAACAAGAGCCCACAUGGGGGACCACCAAUGACCCCCACCACCACGACACAGACCCUCACUGUGGCCUGAGCGCAUUCACUGUGCACUUCUCAGGGCAGUUCACGGGGACAGGGGCAUGCAGGUACGGUGCAGCAUUUGGAGGGCCCCCUGCGCCCAGUCAAGCCCCCUCAGUGACGGCCCCUCACCACCACCAGGCCCCCGGCCGCAUGUUCAGCAGCACGCCGUACCUGACCAACUGUAUGGACGCACCAGCCACACAACGCAACCAGACAGGUUACAGCGCAGUUGCCUUCGAUGGAGCCAGUAAUUACAGUCACACUCCUACACACCACAGCUCACAAUUCUCCAACCACUCCUUUAAACAUGAAGACGCUCUAACCCAGCAAAACACCAUGGGUGAGCAGCAGUACCCCGUCCCUCCUCCGGUCUAUGGAUGCCACACACCCUCAGACAGCUGCACAGGGAGCCAGGCUCUGCUGCUGAGGAAUCCCUAUAACAGUCAUCCUGCCAGCUACGACAGUGACCCCAGUGCUCCUAUGGUGUACAGCUGUAGCACGCAAUACCGCAUCCACACACACGGCGUCUUCAGGGGCAUACAGGACGUGAGGCGGGUGCCCGGGAUCACCCCAACCAUAGUGCGCUCUGAGACCAGUGAGAAGCGCCCCUUCAUGUGCGCCUACCCAGGCUGUAACAAACGCUACUUCAAACUGUCCCAUCUGCAGAUGCAUGGACGCAAACACACAGGGGAGAAGCCGUACCAGUGUGAGUACACAGACUGUGGCCGGAGGUUUUCUCGCUCGGAUCAGCUCAAACGACACCAGAGGAGGCACACAGGAGUAAAACCCUUCGAAUGCCAGACGUGUCAGAGAAAGUUCUCUCGGUCUGACCACCUUAAGACACACACCCGGACUCAUACAGGUAAAACAAGCGAAAAACCUUUUAACUGUCGCUGGCCCAACUGUCAGAAGAAGUUUGCCCGGAGCGAUGAGUUGGUGCGCCACCAUAACAUGCACCAGAGGAACCUCACCAAACUGCAGCUCUCAAUAUGAAAUAAUCCACAAUAACUCUUUAUGUGCAUUCAUGUCUUUAAGUGGUUAGAAGCCACAAUCUGCCUCUGUUCUCCAGUGCAGUCAUGGAUUACGCAGCCCUAACCGCUUAAAAGCAAAAUUUGUCAGAAUGGAAAAGCCAGAAGAAGUCAGUGCCCAAGUCAGCAGUUAAAGAUGACAUUGCAGUUUUUGUACGCUCGCUCUAGUAUAGCUUCUUGUAAACACGCCCAGCUCUUGUAGCAUAUCUGACCUUUGGCAGGAAAAGAAAUUUUAAUUAAUCUCUUCAUAUCAACCAUUUGUUACAUUUGCCCAUUUCUGUUUUGUACAAAUUCACGUCAACAUUUAAGGUUAGCACAGUUUGCCUACUCAUGAAAAUUCUCUCCAGCAGAUAAUUCAUUUCUUUCUUGGCUCGUUAUAAAUAUUUCCAGUGAAGCUGCCCAUUACAGACUAGUUCAUUUUUUGUUGUCAUGUCAAUUUAUUAUUUCAACAUCUGCAAACACAAGCUACCAAAGUGAAUGAAGCCAUGCAAAUCCCCCAAAACUGAACAUAGACUAUAUGUUAUAACUUGUCUAUUGUUGUCUGUUAUUUUAAACUGUUCUGUAUAAAAUCUGCAUGUGGAAGAUGCUCUGGAAAUUUAAGGUUAAAAAAUAUACACUGG
This is a messenger RNA of Boleophthalmus pectinirostris (great blue-spotted mudskipper), 1921 nucleotides long. It is a transcript of the gene wt1a, whose product is annotated as WT1 transcription factor a. NCBI's taxonomy places the organism in Eukaryota, Metazoa, Chordata, Actinopteri, Gobiiformes, Gobiidae. The record is from RefSeq and is a predicted model, not a curated record. Gene Ontology annotation, biological process: regulation of transcription by RNA polymerase II. Gene Ontology annotation, molecular function: DNA-binding transcription factor activity, RNA polymerase II-specific; RNA polymerase II cis-regulatory region sequence-specific DNA binding. Gene Ontology annotation, cellular component: nucleus.